CCACCAAAGGACCACAACGACAUUACGCGGACAGGGUCUCAGAUUCCGAUGGGUCCCCUGUUUGCUGGAACCAUCUCCCUUUGGAAAUUUACAGCUCUCUUUUCUGGCAGUAACCCCGCCCCUUGGUGCUGGGUACGAAGGGGGCACCCAGAGCGGGGCUCACCCAGCAGCGCUGACUGCUGCGUUGUCGGGCUAACGGGUAUUAACCGCCUCCCUCGCCGCUCCCAUUCUCUUAGCUGCUGAAACGCUGCUUUUUAGCAAAGGCCGUGACCUCAUGAUGUUAUACGUCGUGGAGAUUGAGAACCAGGUCCUAGCAUCUGACUAUGUGCUUUGAGUCCCCACUUUUGCUGGUUGUGCAACCCAGGGUGAGCUUCGUAAGCUUCUCUGUGCCUCAGUUUUCUCAUCUGUGGAAUGUGUGAGGGGGAGACCUCAGUUUCAAGCGGGGUGGCCAGGAGGGCCUUUCUGACAACUGGACAACGACCUGAGGGAGGGGAAGGAGUGAGGGAGCUAUGUGGGUGCCUAGAAGAGCGCUCCGGAAGAGGGGGCAGCGAAUGCAGAGGCCGGCAGGAGCCUGGUGCGUUGGCUGAACCGAUCACCUACAGCGCCAUCAGUGACGAGCUACGGGACAAGCAGCGCUUCCCGGCCCUUCUGCCCACAGCGCCGGGCGCCGAUCACCAGAUCGAGGCCAUGGUGCAGCUGAUGUUGUACUUCCGCCGGAACUGGAUCAUCGCGCUGGUGAGCAGCGGCGACUGCGGCCGCGACGACAGCCAGCUGCUCAGCGAUCGCCCGGCCGGCGGCGACACCUGCAUCGCCUUCCGGGAGACGCUGCCCAUGCCCCAGCCCAACCAGGCGGUGACGCAGUGGGAGCGCCGGCGCCUGAAGGCCAUCGUGGACGAGCAGCAGCGGCAGAGCUCUGCGCGCGUCGUGGUCCUGCUGUCGCCAGAGCUGGUCCUGCACAACUUCUUCCGCGAGGUGCUCCGCCAGAACCUCACGGGCGUCGUGCGGAUCGCCUCCGAGUCCUGGGCCAUCGACCCGGUCCUGCACGACAGGCCCACGCGCUGCACAGCCUCCUGGGCUGCACCCAGACCAGCAGCUCCGGGUCGUCUAUCCCUGGCAGAUCGAGCCCGACUUCUGACGCCAGCGUCGCUUCCUUUCCCUGUGGCCUCCCAGCUGCUUCAGGAAAUCUGGAAGGUCAACUUCACCCUCCUGGGCCACCAGAUCUUUUUUGACCAGCGAGGGGACCUACUCAUGCGCCUGGAGAUCAUCCAGGGACGGUGGGACCUGAGCCAACCUUUCUGGAGCGUCGCCUCCUACUGCCCGGUGCUAUGACGGCUGAGGGCCAUCCGUGACGUCUCCUGGCACACGGCCAACAACACGAUCCCCGUGUCCAUGUGUUCCAAGGACUGCCAGCCUGGGCAAAGGAAGAAGCCCGUGGGUAUUCAUCCCUGCUGCUUCGAGUGUCUCGACUGCCUUCCGGGCACCUUCCUCAACCAUCUUGCAGACGAGUUUGGCUGCCGGCCCUGCCCGAGUUGCGGGUGGUCCCGGAGGAACGACGCUUCCUGCUUCAAGCGGCGGCUGGCCUCCCGUGAAUGGCGCGAGGCACCCGCCGUCGCUGUGGCCGUGCUGUCCAUCCUGGGCUCCCUCCGCACCCUGGCCAUCCUGGUGAUCUUCUGGAGGCACCGCCACGCGCCCAUGGUUCGCUCGGCCGGGGGCCCCAGAUGCUUCCCGAUGCCGAUGCCCCUGCUGUAGGUGACGGUCCCCAUGUACAUCGGGCAGCCCGCGUUUUUCAUGUGCCUCGGCCGCCAGACCCUCUUCACCCUCUGCUUCACCGUCUGUAUCUCCCGUGUCACCGUGCGCUCUUUCCAGAUCGUCCGCGUCUUCAACAUGGCCAGGUGCCUCCCGCGUGCCUACGGCUACUGGGUCCGCUACCACGGGCCCUGUGUCUUCGUGGCGUCCUUCACGGUGCUCAAGGUGGUCAUCGUGGCGGGCAACGUGCUGGCCGCGACCGCCGAGCCCGCCGCCCUCCCCGACCCCGAUGACCCCAAGAUCGCGGUUCUCGCCUGCAACUACCACAACGUGCUCCUGUUCGACACCAGCCUGGACCCGCUUCUGUCCGUGGCGGGCUUCGGCUUCGCCUACGUGGGCAAGGAGCUGCCCACCACCCACAACGAGGCCAAGUUCUUCACCUUCCGCAUGACCUUCUACUUCACCUCUUCCAUCUCCCUCUGUACCUUCAUGUCUGUCUACGAGGGGGUCCUGGUCACCAUCCUGCACCUCGUGGUCGCAGUGCUCAACCUUCUGGGCGCUUUGCCCCUGGGCUACUUCGGCCCCAAGUGCUGCGUGGUCCUCUUCUACCCGGAUCGCAACACGCCCGUCUACUUCAGCAGCAUGAUUCAGGGCUACACCACGGGGAAGGACUAGCGCUGCCCCCUGGCUGCCCAGGGGGCCAGAGGGCUCGGUCCUGGGAGAUGGAGACCAGGGGUGGGGCUGGGGGUGGUGGUGACUCAUUCAGCCCCUGCUGGGAGCAGGGACACCACCCCGCCCUACUCUCUGAUUUGGCCUCCCCCUCCAGGUUCUCUGCACCCUGGCCGUUUUUACCCACCCGCUGGUGGAUGCCUAAAAAUACGCUUUCCCUGCAGCCGUUUGGCUUGCCAGGCACUGCCACCCAUGCUAAGGAAAGGAGCCGGGGUGACCUCCCUAUGGGUCUCCAAGACAGAGAUGGAGCGAAGCAGCCCACAGUCGCCAUCUGGUGGUCACAGCGGGUGUCCGCAGGUUCCGGCUCCGGGCAGCCAUGCUGGAAGGCUGGGCUGGGGCUGGUGUUGGGGGACAUCUGCCCGGCAUCAUUCACUCCCUGCCCACGUGUCUGCGCCUCACCUCCCAGACUCCCCCGCCCCCCAGCUUGGGACCCAGCUUGGGACCCAGCUUCUCUGAGUCAUGGCUGCGCAUAGGGGCUGCUUCAUAAAUGCUUAUGAAUAAACCUCCCUUGGGUGAAA
This is a messenger RNA of Felis catus (domestic cat), 2993 nucleotides long. It is a transcript of the gene TAS1R2, whose product is annotated as taste 1 receptor member 2. Gene Ontology annotation, molecular function: sweet taste receptor activity; G protein-coupled receptor activity. Gene Ontology annotation, cellular component: sweet taste receptor complex; membrane. Gene Ontology annotation, biological process: G protein-coupled receptor signaling pathway; sensory perception of sweet taste. Lineage: Eukaryota; Metazoa; Chordata; Mammalia; Carnivora; Felidae. The record is from RefSeq and is a predicted model, not a curated record.